Megalopta genalis is the source of this 1538-nucleotide messenger RNA. It is a transcript of the gene snsl, whose product is annotated as snustorr snarlik. Lineage: Eukaryota; Metazoa; Arthropoda; Insecta; Hymenoptera; Halictidae. The record is from RefSeq and is a predicted model, not a curated record.
CUUCUUUCCGGAGGUCUUUCUCGCACCGGCGCGGCGGCACGCGGUUGCAUUCUAGCCUCGGUUCGCCUCAGUUCGCCGGAGUUCGCCGCAGUGGGCCGGUUACCUGCCAGCUCGAGCUUUAGAUUUCACUUUCAUAAAACUGCCCGGUUUUCGCGGGAUGACAGAACGUCUGCGGACCUGAUCGAAAAUCGCGCGUGCACGAGAACACGUCUCAGCCGAAGAAGAAUGUCUAGGAACGUCCUAGGAACGCUGUGCGUUCUGCUGCUGCUGCUGUACGAUCAUACCACGUGCCUGAUCGUCCCCGAGGAGCUGCCCACCAUACUGUCGCUGAUCUACUCGAAUAUUCCGCCGAUUAAGAAAGGCACCGAUUCCCGAAUCGGCGUGGGCUUCCGGCUCGGCGAGCACGCGGACUUUCAAGUGCUGCUCGAGCUGGGCCCGCAGACCGAGACCGAGCCGAUCGGGAAAGCCGAUUCGAAGAGGCGUCGAGAUGCCAUGUUCGACGCUGCCAUGAGAGGAGAGCUUGGGCCGCUGGCGCAGGCGGUCGCGAAAUAUCAGAUGGAACGGAAGUUGCAGAGGGAGCUGGAGAAGUUGAAGAAGUCCGAGGAGAAGCUGGAAACAGCGGCCGCCGAGUCUCAAGGGAAGAAGAGCGAGGCCAGCGAAUGGUUGACCAAGUGGAGCAAAGGGAUGGGGAAGUCCUCCGAGGACGAGGCCUCGGUCGAAGACAUUUCCAACGAGAAGAGUCCUCCGAGUCCUGCGAAAAAGAAAACCGUGCAGAGGAUAGGCCGACCUUCGUCUAGCUACAAUGGCGGGACAGGCUCGAUCGCGGACUUAAAGAAAUUGUACAAGGAGCAAAUCGACCAGAAAAAUUAGUUGUUGCAUUGUACAUGCCAUCGGGGUAUUUGCAACGUUGUAGAUAUUUUGUUGCGCAAGCAUAUAGGUUGUUGUACAAAAGUAUAGAUGUUACGGAGGGAGAAGGGCAAAGAACAAAGUCGAUUAACGUUACCUCCUUGCCAAAGGAUCGCGUGCGCAGCUGGCAACGUCGGAGAAAGCGUGUCAACUGCGCGAUGGUCUUUCAUCUCUUCGACGGAUAGACGAAAGUUAACAAAGCUGAAAUAUUUUUAUACCUGAUAAACUUAAUAAUAUAUCGACGUCCAUGGAUUUGUUUUCUAAACGACGGAGUAGACGAUGUUUAGAUGAUCCUGAGAGGACACGAGAUGCUGUGCUAUAUUAAAUUAAAGAAGAUUGUAUUUAAUGAAACACGUGGUUCUCUUCUUAUCCUCGACGCGUGCGAGUGUUUCCCAUUCACUUGUCAAAGGAUUAUCGUAAUACAUUUGAAGAGGAUGAAAUUGCAACGCGGAUAUUGUAAAAAAGACAAGCGAAUUUUACAAUUUUUCGAAAUAAUCGUGUGACGAAAUAGAUGACAGCAUCAACAAAUGCAAUUAACGCAAUGAUGAUCGAUUAUACUUUAAAAUGCAAUUAAUUAUGUUUUAUAAGGUUGUUAUUUGUUUUGUAAUAUACUAUCGAUGCUGUACACUCUA